AUGACCAUCACUCCCAUUAGCCGCAGCGACUUCGAAGUCGCCAUCGUCUGCGCGCUACCUCUCGAGUACGACGCAGUAUCGCUCCUGAUCGAUAAGUUCUGGGACGAAAGUGGCGAUCGAUACGGCCGGGCUGUUGGAGAUGACAACAGAUACACAACGGGGCGCAUGGGGAACAUGGACGUUGUGGUGGUGUUGCUGUCGAACAUGGGAAAGGCCAGCGCUGCGGGCGCGGCAGCGAGCCUUCGGGCGAGCUACCCCGGGGUGCGGCUUGCUCUAUUAACAGGGAUAUGUGGCGGGGUGCCAAAGACGGCGAAGGACGAGGAGGUCCUUUUAGGCGACGUGAUCAUCAGCAAGGUUGUGAUACAGCACGACCUCGGCAGGCAGUACGCUGACGGCUUCGCGACCAAGGACACAGUCGAAGACGGCCUUGGCAGACCGACGAGGAAUAUUCGGAACAUGGUCACCUACCUGGAAACAAUCCUGGGACGCCGUCGACUUGAGGAGCGAGCGAAUACAUUUCUCCAGACGAUCCAGAAGAAGCCGCAGGGUCGGCGGCGUGGACCGAACUACGCGUACCCCGGGGCCGACCACGACCGACUGUUCCAGGCAAGCUAUCAACACAAGCACCAUACUUCGACUACAUGUGAGUGCGCGCAUCACCAAGGAGGUGCUGAUUCGGUCUGCGAGGCGUCUCGUAGUCUUCUAUGCGAGGACCUAGGAUGCAACGAUGCAUAUCUCGUCAGACGCGACCGUGUUGAGGAGAAACGUAAUCUUCAAAGCAAGGAUCGGCAACAAGCACAAGCGCCAUGGAUCUUCGUGGGACGUAUCGGCUCGGGCGACAUGGUGGUCAAGUCUGGCGAGAACCGUGACAGGCUCGCUGCGCGGCACAAGAUCGUGGGGUUCGAGAUGGAGGGCGCCGGCGUCUGGGACGAGGUGCCGUGUAUCGUUGUUAAGGGAGUGUGCGACUACGCGGAUAGCCACAAGAACAAGCGGUGGCAAGACUUUGCAGCGGCCACAGCAGCAUCGACGGCCAAGGCGCUGUUGGAGCAGUACACCAAGACCGACGCACCGGCUUCAGUGAUUGCAAGAGGCAUCGAGCCAGGCGACGACAGGGAACUCCGCCACGGCGGACCAUGUUUCUCGGUGCCUUUUCCGAAGAAUAAGCACUUCGUCGGGCGAACGACGAUCCUCGAAACACUUAUCGAAAAGCUAUUUACAGAUGAAGCCUGCCUAUGUGUCGCGCUCGUCGGGCUUGGCGGCAUAGGUAAGACACAGGUCGCACUGCAGGUGGCGUACUGGGCAAAGGAGAACCAGCCGGACUGCUCAGUCUUCUGGGUGCCCGCGCUGAGCGAAGCCAGCUUCGAGCAGGCGUGCAUGGACAUCGCAAGGAAGCUGGGUCUCCAAGGCGCCCAAGACGAAAGCCCGAUGCAGAUGGUCCAGCAGUACCUGAACUCCGAGGAGGCCGGUCCAUGGCUUCUUGUGGUGGACAAUGCCGACGACAGGGAGGUUCUCUUCGGGCCUUCGGAUGCUAGGGGCGGCAUGUACGAGUAUCUUCCGGAAGGCGAGAACGGCCGCAUCCUGUUUACGACACGAUCAAAAGAUGUGGCGGAUUUGGUGGCAGACGACGAGGUAGUCGAGCUGAAAGAGAUGAGCGGGGACGAGGCCAAGGACUGUUUGGGCAAGAUACUUGCCAGGAAAGAUCUGCUCCGAGAUGAUGCCAGAGUCAACGAGCUCCUGCGCGAACUGACGUAUCUGCCUCUGGCAAUCACACAGGCGGCAGCAUACCUGAAGAGGAACGGGGUCUCGAUUACGAAAUAUCUCCAACUGCUCCGAAGCACGGAGCAGGACAUGGUCGGCUUGCUGAGCCGACAGUUCCCGGACAAAACGCGGUAUGCAGGAUCGCAAAACGCAAUAGCCAGCACCUGGCUCGUAUCAUUCGAGCAAAUUCGCAAAACAGAUAGCGCGGCGGCAGAUAUACUGUCGUUUGUGUCGCAAAUCGAGCCGAAAGCGAUUCCGCAGUCGAUCUUGCCGAAGACAGGCACGGAAGAGGAGCUGAUCACUGCGAUUGGCACGUUAUGCACAUAUGCCUUCCUGAGCCGGAGAGAGGACGGCGAGACGCUCGACAUGCACAGUCUAGUGCAGUUAGCGACGAGGAUAUGGCUGGAGAGAGAAGGGACGGCGGAGAGUACACUGGAUGAAGUGGCAGUGCAUCUUGCAGGGGUCUUUCCAUCGGAUGAUUGGGAGAAUCGAGAGGUGUGGAGGCAGUAUUUGCCACAUGCAAUCAGAGUAUUGAGGGUCGGCAGGGCGAACGACGGUAAAGAAGUGUGUGACUUAGGUUACUGGGUAGGGCGAUGUUUAAAGGUCGAUGGGCGCAUCCGGGAGGCAGUUGAGUUUCUGGAGUAUGUGGUGGCGGUAAGGGGGAGGACGUUGGCGGAAGAGCACCCUGAUCGACUGGCAUCACAACACGCGCUCGCAGGAGCAUAUGAAGCCAACGGCCAGGUCGAGAAGGCAGUCGAUCUGCUAGAGCAUGUAGUAGCAGUAAAGACGAGGACGUUAGCGGAAGAGCACCCUUCACGACUGGCAUCACAACACGAGCUUGCAGGAGCAUACCGAGCUAACGGCCAGGUCGAGAAGGCAGUCGAGAUACUGGAGUAUGUGGUGGCGGUAGAGGCGAGGACGUUGGCGGAAGAGCACCCUUUACGACUGGCGUCACAACACGAGCUCGCAGGAGCAUACCGAGCCAACGGCCAGGUCGGGAAGGCAGUCGAGAUACUGGAGUAUGUGGUGGCGGUAGAGGCGAGAAUAUUGGUGGAAGAGCACCCUAAUCGACUGGCGUCACAACACGAGCUUGCAGUAGCAUACCAAGCUAACGGCCAGGUUGAGAAGGCAGUUAAUCUGCUGGAGUAUAUAGUGGCGGUAAAGGCGAGAAUAUUGGUGGAAGAGCACCCUGAUCGACUGGCGUCACAACACGAGCUUGCAGUAGCAUACCGAGCUAACGGCCAGGUCGAGAAGGCAGUCGAGAUACUGGACUUGCAGUAG
Molecule: messenger RNA, 3039 nt
Organism: Ilyonectria robusta
Lineage: Eukaryota; Fungi; Ascomycota; Sordariomycetes; Hypocreales; Nectriaceae
Exons: 3
Coding region: 1-3039 (1012 amino acids)
Biological process (GO): nucleoside metabolic process
Molecular function (GO): ADP binding; catalytic activity; protein binding
Source: RefSeq, a predicted model, not a curated record